Metopolophium dirhodum (rose-grain aphid) is the source of this 891-nucleotide messenger RNA. RefSeq lists its product as uncharacterized. The record is from RefSeq and is a predicted model, not a curated record. The coding region runs from base 1 to 891 and encodes 296 amino acids. The transcript has 4 exons. Lineage: Eukaryota; Metazoa; Arthropoda; Insecta; Hemiptera; Aphididae.
AUGGAUGAAACCGAGGAAAAUUGUGAAUUGGACAAUCCAUGUCCACAAGUGAAUAUUAGUUUACCAUGGCCGGUAUAUAAUUCACAUUUUAAAGUAAAAAAAAUACUUAUCGACUGUGAUUUAUACACAACUUUUGAAGUUUCUUGUAAUCAUUGUGUGACAAGUAAGACUCAAACUGCUGAUUCAAGAUCUAUGUCCAAUCUCCGUAAACAUUUAAAGCUUAAACAUAGUCAUGUAAAAACUGUAAAAGAAUUACUGAUGCCAAGUAUGAAUGUAUCUGUUGAUGUAAAUUGUACAAGAAAAGAAAUUGAUAGCACUGAUCAAUAUGACACCAGGAGCGGAUCAAACGUUAAAAAAAAAAAAUUUAAUACAACACAAUCAUCUAUGAAAAGCUUCAUACAUUCAAAAGAUAAUCGCAUAAAUAUAGUUUCUCAAGAUACACUUAAUCAAAUGAUUCAAGAUUUAAUAAUAAAUGCAUCUCUACCAUUUAAUAUAGUGUCACAUGUAAAUUUUAAGGAUAUUAUUUCUAAAGGAUUCCCAGGUAGAAAUCUUUUGUGUCGACAGACUCUUAUGAAAAAUAUUGACAAAAGUUUUAAUAUUGUCUUUGAAAAAUUGAAAUGUAAAUUAAACUCAGUUGAACAUUUAACAACUACUGCUGACGCAUGGUCGACAUUUAAAAGAUCUUAUUUGGGAAUAACUGUUCAUUGGAUUGAAGAUGGAAGUCUCGAACGCAAAUCUUACUUAUUAUCUAUUAAGCGAUUGACAGGAAGUCACACUUAUGAAAUAUUAGCCAGGUCUAUGGAAUCUGUCUAUACAUUAUUUAACAUAAAUAACAAAAUUUUAUAUACAACAACAGAUAAUGGCAGCAAUUUUGUUAAAAGCUUUAGGUAA